UUCCAGAAAAGGGGGAGAGGCACUGGAUUUUAUACACAUGUAUCCGGUAAACUAACGGAACAGUACAGAAAUUAACUCGGCAAAAUGGCAGGCAAGGAUGAAGAUGGUGAGCAAAAACGACUUGUUAAAAUUUCAGAGUUGCCUGUGUAUGGAAAUCCAGAGGUGAAGAUAAAACUUUUACCCGAGGAAAUAGGAAAGUUUCGUGAAUGCAUAUCGGAGGUUAGAAAGACCGUAGCAGAUGUACUGAGUCCAUUUCAGGGGACAGUAGAUAAAACCAAACACAUAAUUGAAACAGGAGAGGCUCAUACGAAAUCUUCCUUAAACCAGAUCAGGAGUGAUGAAGGGCUGUUAACAAAAUUGACAGUGAUUGGGUUGUCUGGAUUAGCAGGAAAUAUUCUUGCAAUGAGAGGUAGUGAGUCUGAUGACAAAAGCUCCUAGCAGGUGAGGGGACACAGAAAAUUCAAAUAAAAUUUGAAAGUUUUAUAUGUAUAAGACUAUAUAAAUUACAAUGUG
This is a messenger RNA of Ruditapes philippinarum (Manila clam), 513 nucleotides long. RefSeq lists its product as uncharacterized. Bases 85 to 438 code for a protein of 117 amino acids. Gene Ontology annotation, biological process: cristae formation. Gene Ontology annotation, cellular component: MICOS complex. The record is from RefSeq and is a predicted model, not a curated record. The transcript is spliced from 6 exons. NCBI's taxonomy places the organism in Eukaryota, Metazoa, Mollusca, Bivalvia, Venerida, Veneridae.